UCCUUUUUAUAAAUUCCUUUGCUUUCUAUGUCCCAACACUUGAGUUUCUAACAAAGAAAAAUGUUUUCCUUAGUCAUGAAAUCUCUCAAAUCUCUCUUAACUCCUCUUCUGCACCGCUACAUCCAUGAAGAUUUCCAUGCAGUUGUUGCUAAGAUGACCAUCAUCGACACUUUUCUCUUCCUUAUUGUGCACUCCAUUGAUAAGCUGGGAAUAUGGCCAAAGCUACCUGUGUUCUUAGGUCUGUUUUAUCUGGGUAUCCGCCGCCACCUUCACCAGGAGUACAACUUAUUGAACGUUGGGAAAACUCCCACCGGCGUUCGCUUUAAUCCCGUCGAUUAUCCUUACAGGACAGCCGACGGAACAUUCAAUGAUCCCUUCAAUGAAGGUGCUGGUAGCCAAGGAACCUUUUUUGGCCGGAACAUGCUCCCCGUGAACCAAACAGAUAAGCUGAAGAAGCCAGAUCCCAUGGUGGUAGCCACAAAACUACUAGCUCGGAGAAAAUUUAAAGACACAGGAAAGCAAUUCAACAUGAUUGCAGCUUCUUGGAUUCAGUUUAUGAUCCAUGAUUGGAUUGAUCACCUGGAGGAAACCAACCAGAUUGAACUGGCUGCUCCUAGAGAGGUUGCAAGUGAAUGUCCCCUUAAAUCCUUCAAGUUCUACAAGACAAAGCAAGUUCCCACAGGCUUCUACGAGAUCAAGACUGGCACAUUGAACACCCGCACACCUUGGUGGGAUGGAAGUGCAAUAUAUGGUAGCAACGAAGAAAGGCUACAUAAGGUGAGGACAUAUAAAGAUGGCAAGCUCAAAAUUUCAGAAGAUGACCUUCUCCUCCAUGACCAAGAUGGUAUUGCCCUAUCUGGAGACGUUCGCAAUAGCUGGAUUGGUGUCUCCACUUUGCAGGCUCUCUUUGUCAAGGAGCAUAAUGCAGUCUGCGAUGCCCUCAAGAAGGAAUAUCCAGAUUUAAAGGACGAAGAAUUAUAUAGGCAUGCAAGAUUGGUUACAGCUGCUGUAAUUGCAAAGAUUCACACCAUUGAUUGGACUGUGGAGCUUCUGAAAACUGAUACAUUAUUGGCAGGAAUGCGUGCCAAUUGGUAUGGAUUGCUGGGAAAGAAAUUUAAGGACACAUUUGGGCACGUUGGAGGUGCCAUCUUAGGAGGGCUUGUUGGUUUGAAGAAACCUGAUAAUCAUGGUGUUCCAUAUUCAUUGACUGAAGAGUUUGUGAGUGUUUACAGGAUGCACUCACUUCUGCCUGAUCAUCUUGCUCUUAGAGACAUCUCCAGUGAACCAGGCCCCAACAAAUCUCUACCCUUAAAGGAAGAGAUUCCUAUGCAAAACCUGAUAGGCCUCAAAGGAGAAGAGGCUCUACCAAAAAUUGGAUUCACGAGCCAAAUGGUCUCAAUGGGUCACCAAGCUAGUGGAGCCCUGGAGCUCUGGAACUACCCUCUAUGGCUUAGGGAUGUUAUUGCACAGGACAUCACUGGCCAUGAUAGGUUGGAUCACGUCGACCUACCAGCUCUUGAAGUUUAUAGGGAUAGGGAGAGGAAUGUUGCAAGGUACAAUGAGUUCCGCAGAUCCAUCCUGUUGAUACCCAUAUCAAAAUGGGAAGAUUUGACUGAUGAUAAAGAAGCCAUUGAAGUGCUAAAUGAAGUGUACGGUGAAGAUGUUGAAGAACUUGAUCUUCUUGUAGGCCUCAUGGCAGAGAAGAAGAUUAAAGGAUUUGCCAUUAGUGAGACUGCUUUCAUCAUAUUCCUUCUCCUGGCAACUAGGAGGCUAGAAGCUGACAGGUUCUUCACAAGCAAUUUCAAUGAGGAAACAUACACAAAGAAGGGAUUCGAAUGGGUGAAUACUACAGAGAGUUUAAAAGAUGUGCUUGAUCGUCACUACCCAGAAAUGACGAACAAGUGGAUGAACUCUGCAAGUGCAUUCUCUGUUUGGGACUCACCUCCUGUUGCUGACAAUCCCAUCCCUCUCUAUCUUCGUAUUCCACAGUGAAAAGGCCAUGCUUCUAAAAGAUUUGUUUGCUUUCAUCUGAAUAAAGUUGUUGGAGAAUAAAUUUGUAUUAGCCAAAAUUUCCAUUGUUGUAAAAUAAAUUUAUUUUAUUGAUAAAUUUAUAAAUUCUUUUGCUAUUAAUAAUAUAUGAAUACUAUACUUGUUUUGAAA
Hevea brasiliensis (rubber tree) is the source of this 2160-nucleotide messenger RNA. RefSeq names its product alpha-dioxygenase PIOX. Lineage: Eukaryota; Viridiplantae; Streptophyta; Magnoliopsida; Malpighiales; Euphorbiaceae. Bases 61 to 1992 code for a protein of 643 amino acids. The transcript is spliced from 10 exons. Gene Ontology annotation, biological process: response to oxidative stress. Gene Ontology annotation, molecular function: heme binding; peroxidase activity; oxidoreductase activity, acting on single donors with incorporation of molecular oxygen, incorporation of two atoms of oxygen. The record is from RefSeq and is a predicted model, not a curated record.